AAGAUGGCGGCGCCCAUGAAUCUUUUUCGCUGUCAUUUACUCAACGUUCCUGGAAUAAACAUAUGGUAAGCAAAUGGUGUAAGACCAUUAUUCAAUUGCUGCAUAGCAUCACAGUGUGAUCACUGACAGUGACAGAUAUUGGAUUAAAUUAAAGCACAGUGUCUUCCAACACCAUGGCAACGACAGGAGGUCUAACAGAGGAACAGAAAAGACGAAUGGAGGAAAAUAAAAAGAGGGCAAUUCUCCUUCGAGCUCAGCGUAACCAAGGCAAUAAUCAAGGUGUCAAACAGGUUGGAAACUCAUCUUCUAAUGUUCGGCAGGAAGUUGGCACGUCGUCCAAAUAUGGCAACACCCAACAACACGUAACUACGGGGAGAAAAAGUAAUGUGGAUAGGCCUAGUGGGUCUAGUUCAACAUCUAUUGACUCAGCUAAGAAAUGGACAUCAAGCAUCACAAAGCCCAGCACAUUGCAGACCAGUGCCAUUGCCAGUAGAUCAAGCAUCACAAAGCCCAGCACAUUGCAGACCAGUGCCAUUGCCAGUAGUGUACACCAGACUGGUGGGGCGGCCAAAGAGAAAUCUAUUCUUGAUACUGCACAUGGCGCUCAUUGCAAAUCAACCGUUUCAAAUUCAAGCUCAACAACAGAGGGCCAUGUUAUAGGUGGGCAUGGAGAGUCAUCAUCAAACUCAAGUAAUUCUCUCAACAGACAAAAGACAAUUUCAAGUUUUUAUUCCACGAAACCUAAGUCUGCAUCUGGUGGCCAGGCUAGCCUAUCUGGUCAGCUCUUGAAAGGGAAUGCACACUCCAAUUCUCACAAGUCUGGAUUUCAGGCUUUCAACGACCCACCGAAAGCUUCCAGUAAGCGUCAAGACGUCUAUCAGAACAUAAAAGGAAAUAAGUCCACUUUUGGAAAUGAACGUGGGAUGAACUUGCAGGGUAGCAGCGGUGGUAAUACAGUUGGAGUCUGCGUGCUGAUAUCCAGGGAAAGAUUUGUAGUGAAUGUUGGCUAUCACGCUAAGCUGAUUGAAGUUUUCAAAGAAUUGCCAAGUAAAAGUUAUGAUGCUGUUGAAAAGAAAUGGUCUUUUGCAUUGUCUGAGUAUGAUACUCUGAUUGAAGCAGUGAAGCCCCUUCAACCAUCCGUUGAGAUAGAGCCUCUACCUAAGACCAUAUGCACUGCAUUCCGUAGGCAGCGACAUGGCAAGGAAGGCAACCGUGUUAUACCUGAAGCCAAUCUUAAGUGUGUGGAUAGUACACUAGUCAACGCACUCAUGGGUUUUCAGCGCGAGGGUGUAAACUUUGCGAUCAGCAGAGAGGGACGAGUUCUUAUUGCAGAUGAGAUGGGAUUAGGCAAGACACUACAAGCAAUCUGUGUAGCAUGCUACUAUCGUGCAGAGUGGCCGGUCCUGGUCGUCUCUCCAUCCUCUGUUAGAUAUUCAUGGGCCGAGGCUUUCCAAACCUGGAUUCCUUCAUUAAGCCCUGAUGAUAUCAAUGUUGUAGUAAACAGUAAACAUAAUGCAACAUCAGGCAAGGUGAAUAUUCUCAGCUAUGAUUUGAUGCAUCGUAAAGCACAAGAACUCAAACAAUUCAGAUUCAAGGUCAUCAUUAUGGAUGAGAGCCAUUUCUUGAAGAAUAUAAAAACAGCGAGAACGAAAGCAGCUAUACCCCUGAUGAAGACAGCACCCCGUGUCAUCUUACUAUCAGGUACACCUGCUUUAUCAAGGCCUUCAGAACUCUACACUCAGAUCCUUGGUGUAACACCCAGACUCUUCCCAUCAUUUCAUGAGUUUGGUCUGAGAUACUGCAAUGCAACUCAGAAUCAAUGGGGUUGGGAUUACUCGGGCUCUUCCAAUAUGACUGAACUACAACUUCUUUUAGAAGAGUGCAUCAUGAUCCGAAGGUUGAAGCAGGAUGUAAUGACGGAGCUUCCAUCCAAGACUAGACAAAUGGUACUCAUGGAUCCCUCAGUGGUCAAGACUAACAGUAAAGCACUGAAGAAUGCAGCCGAUGAAAUGGGCAAAAAUAAAUCGAAAUCUGACGACAGAGGACUUCUUAUGAAAUACUUUGCCGAGACAGCACUUGUGAAGGUACCGGCCAUAAGGGACUACAUUCUUGAUCUUUUGGAGGGCGGUCACAAGUUUCUUGUCUUUGCACAUCAUCAGACUGUCUUGGACGCUCUGUCAACGGCUCUAACCAACAAGAAGUAUGAUUUCAUCCGUAUCGAUGGUAGUACCUCAGCGUUACAGCGUAAGGCGAACUGCGACAAGUUCCAGCAAGAGGAUUCUUGCAGAGCUGCUAUCCUGUCUAUCACAGCAGCCAAUGCUGGUCUCACAUUGACCUCAGCUAGCACAGUGGUGUUUGCUGAACUCUUCUGGAAUCCCGGGAUACUUGUGCAGGCAGAGGACCGUGUACAUCGUAUUGGCCAGCAGGAUUCUGUCAAUAUUAAAUACCUUAUUGCAAAGGGAACCGCUGAUGACUACAUAUGGCCGCUUGUUCAAAAGAAGCUUUCAGUGUUGGGUCAAGCUGGACUGUCUAAGGAUGACUUCUCAGAAGCUGAUACCACUGCAUUUAAGGAUCCGAGGCAGAAGACCCUCCUGUCCUUCUUCGAGACGUCCUUCCUGGAAGAUAACGUGUCUGAACAAGAAGACCUGGCUUGUCUCGUUGCCAUGGAAUCCCAAGAGUCUGAGAACAAGGUUUAUUCUGCAACAAUAUCUGCAACCAAAGAGUUGACUGAAACCAUUGACUCCAGAGUCUCUGAUCUUAAAGGUGGAUCUGAUAAUCUAAACUCUGCAAAAGACUCCACAAAGAAAAAGAAUCAAGAGGAGAUGAGUGCUUUGGAGAAACCAACAACCAAGCAGGAAGUCAACAUCAAAACAUCUUCCAUUCCAUCUGUGGUACCUUUGAAGAAGUCCAAGACCUUAUUUAGCACCCCUUGGGCCUCCAAGAAACCCUUAACUGAACCUAACAUUUAUGAGGGAGCUGCAGAGAAGGGGCCCCCAGCCAAACGACAGAAGAAUAUUCACUCUCGAUAGAAACUUGUCUGCAAACAAAAGUUUAGCUUAAGAAAAGGAGUAAAAUAAACAUGCUGACAGAACUACCUGAAGGCAUACAGGCUUAAUAACAACUUGAGCACUGUCUUUAAUUCUCAAAAAGGUGAACACUGUUUUGAUUGCAUUUCUAUCAAUCAGAUUGUUUUAUUGUACAACUUCCAUGAGGUUUUACACAAAUAACCGGACCAUGCAUAAAAUCUACAAUUGUUCAUUUUGAUUUACUCUGAUGGUGGUCAAGGGUUUAUUUAGGACAAUUUACUCAUGAUGUUAACUAGUAAAUCAAAUCAAAUCAAAUCAAAUGAAGAACAAUAUUUGAGAUGUAAAAUGUUCCAUCCUAUGGUCAUCAUGUUUAUGACGGAUCACAGAAGCCAUAUUGUCUUUAAAAUCCAGUAUCGAACCUUGAUGGUUUGAAGUUUUGCAAGAUUUGUAUCAAUGGGAGACUUUAGAACUCUAGGUGGCAGAAGACUUUAAACGUUUUUUCCCCAUUAUUCAGGUAAUUCUGUACUAGCAUUCUGUUACUGCCAAUUCAGAUACUAUUGAUGUAGUGUUAUUGAUUAACUUGCCUGAUUUGAUAGUCAGCAACAAGAUUCAAAAUAUUACUUACAUUAAUUUGUAAUCAGUUGAAAGAACCGUUAUUAUAUUAUUUCAUUAAACCAGAGCUGCAAAGCAGUCAUGAA
Messenger RNA from Asterias rubens (European starfish), 3724 nucleotides. Its product is annotated as SWI/SNF-related matrix-associated actin-dependent regulator of chromatin subfamily A-like protein 1. Gene Ontology annotation, molecular function: ATP binding; ATP-dependent chromatin remodeler activity. Gene Ontology annotation, biological process: DNA repair; replication fork processing. The transcript is spliced from 16 exons. Gene Ontology annotation, cellular component: nuclear replication fork. The record is from RefSeq and is a predicted model, not a curated record. The coding region runs from base 174 to 3029 and encodes 951 amino acids. NCBI's taxonomy places the organism in Eukaryota, Metazoa, Echinodermata, Asteroidea, Forcipulatida, Asteriidae.